AUGCCAGAGUCAGGGUCAGCACCAUCGAACAUCAACAUCAACAUCAACAACCAUGACCUCCCUAACUCACAACAUCCUACGCAACAGAACAAUCCUAGCAAGAUAACAAUCACAAAUCCACAUCAGAAACCUCCCUGUGAAGAAAUGAAGACAGGAGUUGCCAAUGAUGAUGUCGAUUGGUUAUUUCGUGGAAAGUCGAAAAAAAUUGUCAAGAAAUUGGCUUCAAGUAAUGAACAAAAAGAUGCAAAGCCUCAAGGUGAUAGUAGCGGGGGCAAAGAUGUGGUCUUAAAUGGAUCUAAUGCAGAGAGGAGGAAUUUGCAAGACGAUACAUCUACGCAGUCAAAAGAUGGUGCAGCUAAAACGCUGCCACCACCACUACCACCAUCAUCAUCGCUGCGAGAGCAACAACAGCAGCACCAACAGCAACAAACAAGGCGCUCAAUUGAUCAAACUCUGGAAGCUGUUCCUUCAGACGCAACAGCAACCAAGUCAAGAGUGGACACUGCGCCUGCUAAAACAUCGACAUCGCCUGCUACUUCUACUGCUGCUCCCGCUACUAGUGCAAAGCCACCAUCCACGCCUGCAACCUCGCAACCGGAAAAGGCGUCAAAGUUGGAUCGAUUGAUUGGACGCUCUCGUUCUUCUUCUGCAUCUUCUGUGCAACAAACAAAGACACAACCGCCUCCUCAACCACCCGCAUCUGCAAUUGCAAUUGCCAACAACACGAGACGCAGUAGCAGUUUUAAUUUAGUUCUGCCGUCGCUAACUAGUGACUUGGUCUACAAUGACCACGAUGAAGCCUUACUUUCACAAAAAUCCGCUGGAUCAUCGCCCAGUACGUCCACUACUAGCUCACCCGGCGUGACAAGAUCAAACAGUGGGAAAAAGGGUUUAUUCAGCUCCCUAUCUUCCAAGUUUAAGAGCCUGGCCUCGUCUUCAUCCCAACUACAGCAACAACAGCAAGAGCAACAGUACUCUGCUCUGCAAUCACUGGCAACUAAAUCUCCAGCACCAGUAUCACCAAAGUUGAAUCCAAGUUUACUCGGCUCAGGUGCAAACCCAAAAAGAAAUGAAGACCUAAUUGCUAUGACAGAUAAGCCACCUGCGGGCAUGGGCAUCCCUGCACGAAGGAGAAGCUCCAGCUCUUCUAAAUCUGGCUCUGGACUGAUGUUUAAAGAUUCUUAUCAGGAUGAGAAUCCAAUAAGUUCGUCCCCCAACGAAGGCAGAGGGUUUUUCAGAAGGAAAUCUUCAGCAGCAUCCAUUGCAAGAACAAACUCAACUCCAACAACGACACAACGGAUGGUUUUAAACAAAAAUAAGAAUCGAAAACCGAUUCCUUUGAAGGACUUGAAAGACGUCAAGCUUCGUCGCGUUUCUUUUGCUAUUGAUAAAUUGGAAUACGAUCCUCAACAGCAGAUACCUUCUAGAAGACCAAGAAAAGGGGAUGUUUUAAUCCCUCAGGAUCUUAAUGCCCCACCGCCACGAUUGUGUAUGGGUAUUGCCUCAGUUGAGGGGAGCAAAGAUGCUCAAGGACAGGCUCCACAAUACAAUGAAAGAGAUGUCGCAUUAGCCAUUGAAGCACAAAAACGAGCAUUAGCUGAUGCUGAAAAGCAUGCAUAUGAAGCCCAUUUACAAGCUAAGCGGAUUGCUCAAGAAGUCGCCAAUUUUAAGCCCUCUAAGCAGAAGCUGAAGGAUGGCGAUGGAGUGGAAGCCGAAUACGAUGAAGAGGAGGAGAAAGAGAUUGACGCCAAAGUGGGGCAACGCAAAUUGGCACAUGACGCGCAAAUUGACCAGCCAUUGCAUGUUCACGAGCAACAUUUUGAGGAUGAACCUGAGCACUUGGAAAAGGGGGUGACAUUGGAAACGAUUUAUACCAGAUGUUGUCAUUUAAGAGAAAUUUUGCCAAUACCGGCAACAUUGAAACAGUUGAAAAAUAAACAAGCUCCAUUGGAAGUGUUGAAGAUGCUCAAUCCAAAGCCGACAUUGAUUGAUGUGUUGUCAUUUUCUGAUUUCAUCGCCAUCACUCCGAUCAAUGCCGUAAUUUUCGACAAUGUCACCAUGACUACCGAAAUGUUGAAGAUCAUUUUAGGGUGCUUGUCACAAAAUAAAGUGUUGGAGAAGCUUUCAUUGAGGAAUGUGGGUAUUGAUAGUCACGGAUGGAGAUUAUUAUGUGCGUUUCUAGCACAAAACAAGACGAUCAAGAAAUUGGACAUUUCACAACAACGAAUAAGGUCUGAUGCUAGUCCCGAUUGCAUUAGAGGAAAUUUAAAUUGGAGGUUAUUCAUCCAGUCCAUUGUGUACCGAGGUGGAAUUGAAGAAUUGGUUAUCAAUGGCUGCAAGUUGUCCGAUGACGUGUUUUACGAGUUGAUCAACAAAGCGGUCAAGAUUGCCACAAGACGGUUGGGUGUGGCGGCGAUUGAAAUGAAUUUGGCCAAGGCACAAAUUGUUGCCAAUUACAUUAGUGACCCCAAUGCUAAUUGUGUUGGUGUUGAUAUUGCAUUUAACGACUUGAGUCACGGUCAGUUGUCACCAUUUAUUGACAUUUUCAAUCGGGGCAAUGACAAGUUGAUGUUUCUUUCAAUUAACUCGACGCAUUUGAAGGAUGUUAGUGAAACUGCUGAAUUCUUAAAAAGCUUGAUCAAUGUGAAGAUGUUGCGGUUUUUUGAUAUGAGCUCAGUUCCAAAUGUGUUUCCUGAAAUUAUUGCAUAUAUGGCGGAGUAUUUGCCGCAGUACCCCAACUUGCGAAGACUUCAUUUAGAUUUGAAUGAGUUAUCAGCUCAGGCAAUUGGGUCCAUAGCCACUUUUUUGCACAAAGUUCCCAACUUGGUUCAUUUAUCACUUUUAGGGAAUCGGAAUUUGAACCAUUCAGCCGCUGCAACCGUAUAUGCAGCAGUUAAACAAUCGUCAACUUUAUUUGCAUUGGAUCUCGAUUACGAUUUAGUCAGUGAUGAAUUAUCGCAGCGAAUUGCGUUUUAUCUCAUGAGGAAUAUGGAUAUGUCAUUGAAUACGCAGUACCCAUUGACUUCAUUGAACAAAGAGGAGGAUCUAAUGUAUGAUGGGUCAUUGUUGAUGGAAACGGCGGAGAAGUUGUUGACUCAAACGGAUCAGUCUGAACAAAAACAAGAUUGUAAAAUCCAACAAAUUGUGUCCAAUGCCAUGCUUGAUAGGACCAGAGCAAUUCGGAAAGAUAUCCACAUGGCAAUUGACGAUUUGUUUGCAAAGAGAGCAAGAGGUCAGUUGUCGUUUGAAGGCAAGGAGAAUCUAGUUCGGUUUUGUUUAUUAGAUUCAUCAUUGGAAAAGAUUUUGCAUACGUUUGAAGAGCAUGCGCAGAAAGUGACGCCAACUGGAGGAGAUGCAGUGCAGCAGCAACCACCACGACAAGAGCAACUGCAACCACAGCAACCACUGCAGCAAACACCGCUACAACGAGCACCAACACAACAACAACAACAACCACUGCAACUGCAACUGCAACUGCAAUUGGAGACGGGAAGUCAACACCGCCCGCCCAAAAUCAGAGUCCAUCAAGAACCAGAUUCAUUACAUCAAAGCUCUACAGAAUUAAUCAGUGCGGGACCCAUAUUAUCACCUCGAGCAUCAAAUUUCCAACCCAUAUCCUCAUACUUCUCUUCUAAUGAUGUCAAUCUAACUCCCCAUCAAGUUGUGGUUGAGUCCAACGAUGAAGGUAAAGACGUUAUAAUUGACAAGAUGACGGGACGACCCGUGCUCAUGAGGUCAGUGAGUCAAAGCAGUUUACACGCCAAGCAACAAGAGAUUGAGGAAGGUGAGUUUCAUAAACUUGGUAUUUUCAUGCAACUGAGAGAAAACCCGACUGAAGUGAAUGGGGAGGGUGGUAUUAAAAAGGGUAUACCGUUGUUGAAUUCGUUGCCUUCGGGUUCGGAAUUGAGAGAUGCGAUAAUUGCUGCAAAGGGGAUUGAAAAUGUUGAUGAUUUGAUUGACAAGAUUAAUACCAAUAAAGUUGGUCUUGAGAUAUUGGAUAAGGGAAGGUAUGAGCAACAACAACAACUGCAGCCCCAACUGCAGCCCCAACUGCAAGUGCGACUGCAACUGCUGCUGCUGCUGAGUGAAGCUAUUUCUGCACCAGUGCCGCCAGAAGUUGUUAGAGAAAAAAAUGAUUCUGAACAAGGCAAAAAUGAAGCGUUGCAUCCAGUAGUUGAUGAGGUUUAUGAUAAAUUGUUAAACGAUGCUGAACGAGUUAGAUCAAAACAAGAUCUGCAGAGUUAG
Molecule: messenger RNA, 4245 nt
Organism: Lodderomyces theae
Lineage: Eukaryota; Fungi; Ascomycota; Pichiomycetes; Serinales; Debaryomycetaceae
Gene: LPI9
Product: protein phosphatase regulator
Exons: 1
Coding region: 1-4245 (1414 amino acids)
Source: RefSeq, a predicted model, not a curated record